UUCGCCCCUGAUUUGUUGCAACACGUGUAGUGAUUACAAUUUUUUUUUGGUUUUAUUAUAACGAUUGAUAUUUGAGUGAAUCCCGGCGAAAUGGGCAAGCCAAAGAAGUCCAAUGUGGCGGUGAUCAAGAAUGUGAACCUGGAGAAGCAGAUCACCGAGGGCAAGGUGGCCAAGAACAAGACCAAGGAUAAGGUCAAACUGCGGGCCGAGGAAUCGUCGAACAUCGAUGCCAGGAGCAGCCAGAAGAUUCUGGCCGCGGCCAAGCUGCAGCAGCUGGAACUGGACGAGGAGAACUUUCCCAGUUUGGUGACCGUCAAGAAAGUCAACUUCAGUCUGAACGACGGAAUCGCCAAGGAGGAUGAGGAGGUCAACGAGACCGACUUCAUGGCCGAUUUGGACAUGGAUGACGACGACGUGGCCGCCUUCGAGCGCUUCCAGAAUCCCGCGCAGGAGGGCAAGCGCACGCUGCACCUCUCCAAGAUGAUCAUGCAGAAGAUCCAGGAGAAGGAGGCCGACAUACACACCAAGAUCUCCGACGAGGGCUCGCUGAAGAUCGAGGAGAUCGACCCCAAGGUGAAGGAGAUGUACGAGGGAGUGCGCGACGUGCUGAAGCGCUAUCGCAGCGGCAAGAUCCCGAAGGCCUUCAAGAUCAUACCCAAGCUGCGCAACUGGGAGCAGAUCCUGUUCAUCACGGAGCCGCACAAUUGGAGCGCCGCUGCCAUGUUCCAGGGCACCCGGAUCUUCUGCUCGGUGCUCUCGCAAGCGAUGGCCCAGCGUUUCUACAACCUGGUCCUGCUUCCCCGCAUUCGCGACGAUCUCUGCGAGUACAAGAAGCUGAAUAUGCAUCUGUAUAAUGCAUUGAAAAGGGCCCUCUUCAAGCCGGCCGCCUUCAUGAAGGGCAUCAUCCUGCCGCUGCUCGAGGGCGGCGAUUGUACGCUGCGCGAGGCCAUCAUCUUUGGCAGCGUGGUGGCCCGCAGCUCCAUUCCCGUCCUGCACUCCUCCGCCUGCCUGCUGAAGAUCUGCGAGAUGGCCUACUCGGGCGCCAACUCGAUUUUCAUCCGCUUCUUCCUGGACAAGCGCUAUGCUCUGCCUUAUAGGGUCGUGGAUGCGGCUGUUUUUCACUUUCUCAGAUUUGAGAACGACAAGCGUGAAUUGCCGGUGCUAUGGCACCAGAGUCUGCUCACCUUUGCUCAGCGCUACAAGAACGAUAUAUCCUCCGAGCAGAGGGACGCACUGCUGCAGCUCCUGAAGAAGAAGAGCCACUUCAAGAUCACUCCCGAUGUGAGGAGGGAGCUGCAGGCGGCCAGCUGCCGCGAUGUCGAGAUGAUGGAGACGGAUAAUGGCCUGGCUGGGCAGCCGGCCAAGAUGUACACAGAUGCCGACGUGGAGUACGAAGGCUGAGGCGGGAUUAACCUAGGCUUAAUUUAAGAAUGAUAUUGUUUUACUAUUUAAUAACACGAUAGCCCUUAUAUAUGUAAAUAUAUACCUACAUAUGCAGUGAAAA
This is a messenger RNA of Drosophila takahashii, 1504 nucleotides long. RefSeq names its product Bystin (gene bys). The record is from RefSeq and is a predicted model, not a curated record. NCBI's taxonomy places the organism in Eukaryota, Metazoa, Arthropoda, Insecta, Diptera, Drosophilidae. Gene Ontology annotation, cellular component: cytoplasm; preribosome, small subunit precursor; nucleolus. Gene Ontology annotation, molecular function: snoRNA binding. Gene Ontology annotation, biological process: rRNA processing.